Saccostrea cuccullata (small rock oyster) is the source of this 1311-nucleotide messenger RNA. RefSeq names its product mucin-2-like. Bases 79 to 1311 code for a protein of 410 amino acids. NCBI's taxonomy places the organism in Eukaryota, Metazoa, Mollusca, Bivalvia, Ostreida, Ostreidae. The transcript has 4 exons. The record is from RefSeq and is a predicted model, not a curated record.
UGUUUUCAGCAUUAAACUUGAUCUGAUCGUGUCAUUGUCUUCAUAGAGCUUGUACCCACAAUAUAGAGACGAAACAUAAUGGAAAAAUAUGGCGUAUUAAGUGUCCUACUUUCGAUCAUUGAUGCAUACUGCUCUGGAGCUAAUAUUUCGUUGAAUUGUGGAAACGCCACUUGCUCAUACGAUAGUACUGUAUGGACUUACAGGUCCAAGGAUUGUGAUGAAAAUAAAAUGAACGUUUCAUUUCAAUGUAAACAAAAACCUUUUUGGACCUUUACUGCGAUUUGUUCAAAUCAAAGUCAGUUAUGGGAAGAAUCAACUCCAUUGUUCUGUUCGUCCCAUUUGUCAACAUCAAGCCCAAGCACAACUUCAACCACAACAACGAGCCCACAACCAAAAACAACCCAGACAACCACCACAAAGAGCCCACAACCAACAACAACCCAGACAACUACCACAAAGAGCCCACAACCAACAACAACCCAGACAACCACCACAAAGAGCCCACAACAAACAACAACCCAGACAACCACCACAAAGAACCCACAACCAACAACAACCCAGACAACCAUCACAACGAGCCCACAACCAACAACAACCCAGACAACCUCCACAACGAGCCCACAACCAACAACAACCCAGACAACCACCACAAAUAGCCCACAACCAACAACAACCCAGAAAACCUCCACAACGAGCCCACGACCAACAACAACCCAGACAACCUCCACAGAGAGCCCACAACCAACAACAACCCAGAAAACCUCCACAAAGAUCCCACGACCAACAACAACCCAGACAACCUCCACAGAGAGCCCACAACCAACAACAACCCAGACAACCACCACAAAAACCCCACAACCAAUAACAACCCAGAAAACCUCCACAACGAGCCCACAACCAACAACAACCCAGACAACCACCACAAAGAGCCCACAACCAACAACAACCCAGACCUCCACAACGAGCCCACAACCAACAACAACCCAGACAACCACCACAAAGAGCCCACAACCAACAACAACCCAGACAACCACCUCAACAAGGAAAACAAGUACAACCAGUCCUCCCCCGGAAAUAUCAAAAGUAACCACAUCCCCAGCACUGUGCAAUCUGGACAAACUGAUGUCCAAGUUUAAGUCCAACCUUAACGUUGUCCUUGAAGGAACAUCGAAAAAGCAAAAUUUUCAAGUAGGAGACAAGCUGAAUUUUAAAUGUGCCAAAGAUACCCGGUUUAUGAAUGGUUCUUUGGAGCAAGAGUGUGGAUCUGGCGGAUCCUGGGAAAAGGAAAUACCUUACUGUCAAAGUAAGUAA